Sitodiplosis mosellana (orange wheat blossom midge) is the source of this 11720-nucleotide messenger RNA. Its product is annotated as cubilin homolog. The record is from RefSeq and is a predicted model, not a curated record. The coding region runs from base 324 to 11633 and encodes 3769 amino acids. The transcript is spliced from 38 exons. Gene Ontology annotation, molecular function: calcium ion binding. NCBI's taxonomy places the organism in Eukaryota, Metazoa, Arthropoda, Insecta, Diptera, Cecidomyiidae.
AGUCUAAUUUAAUGUUUCACUGUGUGUUAACAUUUGCUAUUAAAGUAGUUUUUUUCUUCUAGGUUUUGCUUUAAAAAAAUAUGCAUUCAGUGUUAUUAGUUAAUUAAAUUAAAAUUAAGGUGUACGUAAUAAAAAACGUUGAAUGCAAUCAACUUGUUGAAGCUGUAAGAACACAUUGCGUUUUUUUUUUCGUUUCCACGUUGAAACCAUUAGAGAAAGAAAGUGGGCGUUUUUCAACGAAACAGCAUUUCACUUUUUCACACUAAUUGAAAAGUUAAAGUUCGUUUGCUUCUUCUGCUCUUUAAUGAAAAAAAUGCUCUGAAAUGGCAAGAGUAUUCAGUCUAGUGUUUUUUUUAUUCUUAUGGCGAAGUUGCGACAGUGCGUACUUUGAAGAUCAACCGAAAUUCCUCACUGAAAAUGGCAACUUUGUGAUUGAAUCGGCCGUGGAUAGGAAUAUUACGUUUCGUUUGAAAGGAAGCGGCAGUUAUUUGAAUAUAAACGACAUGAAUGUAAUGAACAUGAUGAAAAUGGGCGGAUUGAAUGGAUCAAAUGUACCAAGUUCGAAUUUAGCACUUCGACUGUCGGCUGUUGAGCAACGUCUUCGUCAAAUUCCAAUGUCUGAAUCGUCAAGACCGCGCAAUCGUAAUAUAUUGCAACGUCUGUCAUCAUUGGAAUUGAGACUGAAUGGUAGUGGCUCGGGUGCGAAUUUGAACGCAUUAGAGUCGCGAAUGCGUACGCUUGAAGUAAAAGUCAAUUGGAUAUUGGAACAAGUGGAGAACGAUAACUGUACUUCAAAUCCAUGUGCCAAUGGUGGAACUUGUACAGAAACAUUCCGUGGCUAUUCAUGCAAAUGCUCGGAUGCCUGGACUGGUGUGAAUUGUAAUGAAGAUGUCAAUGAGUGUGCCAAUUUUGCGGGCACCGAUUUAGGAUGCCAAAACUCGAUUGCUUGCGAAAAUACACAAGGCGGCUAUAAUUGCCGAUGUAAAACUGGCUGGUAUGGAAUCCACUGCACACAACGCACCGUCGAUUGUUUAUCCUCAACAUCGUACAACUUAUGCGAUCAUGGUAUUUGUGUGCACACGAAUGAUGCAAAUGGUUACAGAUGCAUUUGCGAUCAAGGCUGGAUAAGUAAUGGCACAACCCCGGCUUGUUCGACUGAUGUGGAUGAAUGCAAUUCGCCAACACCACAUUGCUCUGUCGAUCCAGAAGUUCCUUGCAUCAAUUUACCUGGCACUUAUGUGUGUGGACAGUGUCCGCACGGUUUCACUGGCAAUGGACACUACUGCAAAGAUGUUGAUGAAUGCCUUGAGAAUAACGGCGGUUGUAGCUUGGCUCCAUUUGUUCCGUGCAUCAACACAAGAGGUUCAUCAAAAUGCGGUAGUUGUCCGUAUGGAUACACUGGUGACGGUCGGAUGUGUAUUCGUACAGGAAAUGCUCCCAUCCUACCACCGAUCUCAACGGAUGUUCCAGCAUUUCAGCAAAAUCAGUGCAGUAAUCCAGGUAUUUGUCACCCAAGUGCAACUUGCGUCCAAAAUCUCUAUGGAAUUACAUGUGUCUGUCCACCUCAUUACACUGGCAAUGGAAUUGGAACGUUUGGUUGCACGCGUUCAAAUAACACAUUCGAUGGAUGUACGUUGAACCCAUGCUCAAACGGGGGAACAUGCAUCAGUGUUGGAACAUUUGGCUUUCGAUGUGAGUGUCCACCUGGAACGGUGGCACCACGAUGUUCUCGCGGUUUGAGUGUUUGUGAGCCAAAUCCCUGCUCAAACGGGGGCACAUGCACCCAAAUUGGUCGAGCCCUUUAUCGCUGUACAUGUCCAACCGGUAGAACAGGCCGAAAUUGUCAACAGGAAACACGGUCUUGCGGCGGUAUACUCACCUCAUUCAAUGGAACUUUAAAGUAUCCUCUAUCAGACACAUAUCCACACAAUGCUCGUUGCGCUUGGCUCAUCCGAACCGAUGAAAACAAAGUUUUGAACAUCACUUUCACUAAAUAUAAUGUGGAAAUAUCACGAGAAUGUCGCUUCGAUUGGCUUCAGAUUCAUGAUGGGCGGUCAUCGGCUGCAUACCACAUUGGAAGAUUUUGUGGUUCGGAAUUACCAAAGGGUGGUAAUAUAAUUUCAACUCAAAAUACACUGUACUUAUGGUUCAGAUCGGAUAACAGUUCAGCACACGAUGGUUUUGAGUUGAAGUGGAAUAGCAUCGAUCCAGUGUGUGGUGGAGAAAUAUCAAUUCAAAGUCAUGGAAUAAUUGCAUCUCCCGGAUCGCCUGGUAACUAUCCGCCAAACAGGGAUUGCUUAUGGAAAUUGAGUGCACCGCCAAGCAAUCGAAUUCAAUUGCAUUUCUUCACACUGCAAUUGGAGGCUCAUGAAACCUGUCAGUAUGACUAUUUGGCUAUUUAUGGUGGGCUAUCAACCGAGGCCGAUUUAUUGGAAAAAUUCUGCAACACAACACUUCCACCGUCGUUGACAAGUCCAGGAAAUGAAUUGACCUUACAAUUCCAUUCGGAUGAUGAUGGCACCGAUUCCGGUUUUCAAAUUCAUUAUUCGCUCGUCGAAGGUAUUCAAGGUUGCGGUGGUACAUUCACGGCCAAAAACGGCGAAUUUGGCUCUCCCAUACAGAAUGGAAUAUAUCCAAAGAAUAUCGAUUGUCAUUAUCUCAUUAAAAUGCCACGAAAAAAUGAGACGAGAGUUAAAAUAACGUUUUUGACAUUCAAAUUGGAGGGCAGUAGUUCGUGCAGCUUUGACUAUGUUGAGAUUUAUGAAGGAAACAAUGUAAAUGCGCCGAAAGUGGGCCGAUGGUGUGGAAGUCGAUUACCUCCAGAAUAUUCCUCAUUAUCGAGUGAAAUUCUCAUUGUUUUCCACACGGAUUUCUCAUUUAGUGAUGAAGGUUUCCGUUUGAAAUAUGAAACAGUUUGUGGCGGAAAGUACGAAGAUGACAAUGGUGUCAUAACAUCUCCUUGGUUCCCCAAUGCAUACGAUGACAACAAAAACUGUAUCUACGACAUUGAAGCACCGCUCGGCAAAGGAAUUAUUUUGAAUUUCACCAACUUUGACAUCGAAGCUGAUUGUGACUUUGAUUCGCUACGAAUUUAUGACGGCAUUGAUAGUAAUGCUACCUUAAUCGGCACUUAUUGUGGCGAUGAAAAUCCACCGGUUACCACAUCAAGUAUGAAUCACCUGCAUUUGAUCUUCUCCACUGAUUCUUCCAACACUGGGCCAGGCUUCAGAGCUACUUAUAAAUUUAUUGACGCAAAAUGUGGUGGAUCUAUAACCAGACCAAAUGUAACCAUUUCACCUUCAUCGGAGGAUGGUGGCUAUCAAAAUAGUGCCAAUUGUAAAUGGUUUAUUAUUGCGCCGCCUGGUUUUCUCGUUCAAUUAAGAUUCACGUCAUUCGAUUUAGAAGCGUACCCAGAGUGUCGAUACGAUUACGUACAAAUCUUCGAUAAUAUCAUUACCAAUGCAACCAAUGCACGAGCGAUUGGAAAAUAUUGUGGAACUGAAGCACCUCCAAUUAUUUUAAGCACGUCACGAGCAUUGACAAUUCUCUUUAAAUCAGACGACACAGUUACUGGCGACGGAUUUGUGGCUACAUAUGAUUUCAUCGACGGCAAAAAUAUGUGUGGUGGCAACUUCUACACAUUGACUGGUUUAAUCAUUUCACCAAACUACCCAGACCGAUACCCAGGAAGCAAAGAUUGCGUUUAUAUCAUCAAUGCACCAAAUGGCAAGCAAAUUGAAUUGAAAAUUGAAGCAUUUGAUCUCGAAGAAAGCAAUGGGUGUUCUUUUGACUCUUUGGAAAUCAGAAAUGGUGCAUCCGACAAAUCUCCGCUCAUUGGAACAUUUUGUGGAACCAAUAUUUUACCCAGAUUCAAAUCAUUCAGCAAUCACAUGUAUUUGCGAUUCAAGAGUGAUUCGAGCAAUGAAAACAGGGGUUUCAAAAUAAGUUAUGACACAGCAACGAGUGGUUGUGGCGGUACGUUUACAAAUGCGCAAAGUGGUACAAUAUCAUCGCCAAAUUAUCCAGAACCUUACCCAGCAAAUAUGCAAUGUGAUUAUAGCAUUCAAGUGGCACGAGGCUCUACAAUCAACUUGUUGGUGACUGAUCUCAAUAUGGAAACAACUUCGGACUGCGCUUUUGAUUAUAUCGCAAUUCAUGAUGGACCAAAUGCAGCCUCAAAACUACUUGGAACUUACUGUCACAGUGAUCAAAUCAUCAAUUUAGAAUCGUCUUCAAACAGUGUUUUCAUUCGAAUGGUUACAGAUGUUAGCAAUCAAGAGCGUGGCUUUGAAGCUAAGUUCAGUGCAAAUUGCAAGCGUGAAAUUCGUGACUUACGCGGAGCCAUUGAAUCUCCAAAUUUCCCUGCAAAUUAUCCACACUACGCAAACUGUGAAUGGAAAUUGAUACCACCAAUGGGAAAUAGAGUAUUCCUUGAGUUUUCACACUUUGAAUUAGAACACUCAUGGUCAGACGCCGAUUCAAAUAGUUGUAUUUUCGAUCAUUUAACCAUUGAAGAGCGCGAUAGCAGUGACGCAGUCAUUAGAACGGAUAAAUAUUGUCAAUCAAUGCCAAAACCAUUAAACACAUCCCAUAUCGUCGUUUUAAAGUUCGAGACCGACUAUAGUACUGCACUUGGUGGUUUUCAUUUGGAAUACGAGAUGCAAGGCUGUGGCGGCAUGUUAAUCAAACCCGAAGGUCAAUUUACAUCACCAAACUAUCCAAACGGUUAUCCUCGUGACACACAGUGUCAAUGGGUGAUUCAAGUUGAAUAUGGACAUUUGAUUGAAAUUACUUUCAACGAUUAUGACUUCGAAGCGUCUGUGGAUUGCAAUCAAGAUGGAGUGCUUGUUUCAAACAAUGCCAAUGGAACAAAAGUCAUAAAUAAACUCUGCACUAGUAUUCAUAAUAAUCAAAAACCGGUAUUCACUUCAAGCGAAAAUACGGUCUACGUGCAUUUUUACACGGAUCUUUCAUAUUCGGGCAGAGGAUUCUCUGCAACGUAUAAAUCAGUGCCAGCCAAAUGUGGUGGUACCUUUGCCGUUACUCAAGGAAAUAUCACUAGUUUGAAUUAUCCCAAUAACUAUCCAGAAAAUACAAACUGUCAAUGGCUUCUUCGAACUGAAACGUCACACACAAUUUCAUUCCAAUUCACUGACUUCGAUCUGGAGGAUCAGAACUGUAUAGCGGAUCAUGUAAGCAUUUACGACGGAUCAGAAAUGAACGAAGACAAACUUUUGUUGAGAUCAUGUGGUAGUCAAACAUUUGGACCGGAUUCAGGCAAUCAAACCGCUCGACCUGGAUUCACCAGGCCACUUAAAUCGUCGAGCAAUGAAAUGCUUGUUGUAAUGGAAACAGAUGACUCGAUUACAGCCAAAGGUUUUGCGGCUCAAUUUGAAACGUCUUGUGGAUCGAAAAUCAACACAUCUUCCAGUGGUAUUUUGGAAAUUGGACAUAAUCUACGAUGGAUGGCAGACGACUGUGAAUGGACUAUUACUGCAAAUGAGCUAAAUCAACAUGUCUCUUUGAGUAUAAUGCACAUGGACAACGAGCCCGUCUUCCAGAAGUACAUCGCACGUCUAUCAAAUCAAACAUCAAGUCAGUGCUUGCGAAAGAUUAACGUUUACGAUGGUACAUCAACUAGCUCCCCGAAAAUAGCCGAAAUCUGUUCAAACAAACAUCCUCCGACGAUCAUUAGUGAGGGUAACUCACUCACAUUAUCGCUUGCCGAUGUCAGCGAACAAGAUUUUGCUUUCACAUUCGACUUAAAAGCAGCUUACACCGUCUUAGAUAAUGCAUGUGGUGGAGAGUACGGAUCGGUUGCAGGUCAAAUCGCAUCGCCUGGAUAUCCAAAAACUUACAAAAACAAUAUAGAAUGCGAAUGGACGAUCAAAGCAUCGCCCGGAAAUGAAAUGGAGAUCAACAUUGACAUGUUGGAUAUUGAUCAAACGGAGCAUUGUAAUGGUGAUUACUUGGAAGUUCGUGAGAAAAACAGUGCCGGAAAGAUAAUUGGAGUGUACUGUGGUACUAGUAUUCCGCCAACGUUGCCACGGGUGAACACUUAUUGGUUGAAAUUCCGUAGUGACAACGAUGGUGUUGGUCGUGGUUUCAGACUUGAAUAUAGUUACGCAAAAUUCGUUGAACAAACCGGUGAAAGCGGUGUCAUCACAUCCAUGAUGUACCCAUCAUACUUGUACUUCACGCUCGGUUCGUAUAAAUGGCGUAUCACAGUCGCUAGGGGCAAUUUGAUUCGAGUCACCAUUGACAAUUGUAUCCUGAAGCGUGAUAGCCAAAUUUGGAUUUAUGAUGGAUAUAGCAAAGAGUCGGGCAUUUUACAAACCAUCGAAACCGAUAACAUUCCAACUGGAACCAUUCUAUCGAGUACAAAUGUGAUUUUAGUCGAGUUUGAAAUUUCGACAUUUAGUGAGUCAAAGUUUAAAUUGGUUUGGAAUGAAGUGCCCAAAUCAGUAGCUCAAGUAUCAAACAAUGUAACGAAUAGUUUGAAUUGUUCAAGAAAUUCUGUGCUAACGGUUAGUGAAUCGGACAGUUUGAAAAUACAAUCACCAGGUUUCCCGGGUGGUUAUGAUGGCCACAGAUUCUGUCAAUGGACAUUUUUGCCAUCGCGAAUGGGAUAUCACGUUGGUAUUUCUUUUACAACCAUCGAUCUAGAAUCAACUCCUGAUUGUGUGGCUGAUUAUGUGCGCGUUGGCAGUGGAUCUGAUAUGCAGCAAUUCCAACAAAGCUCACGAAUGUGUGCCAUGAGUCAAAUUGCACGAAGUAGCCGAUUCCAUGGCACGCCAAACUUGAGAGUACAAUUUUACACGGACUUUUCGGGCAAUCGAACUGGUUUCGAAGGUAUUGUGAUGUUAGAUUGUGGUGGUUUGCUUGAGUCGCCACAGGGUCGAAUAACCAAUCAGAUGACCGUAUCGAAUCGAUCACAAUUUUGGAUGAAUGACACAUGCACAUGGACUGUGAGCGUAGCUCGUGGCCGAACGAUUCAAUUUGAUUUCAAAUCGCUGAAUUUGGUGAAGAAUGACGAUGGAUCGUGUAACAGUUAUAUCAUCAUUAGAAAUGGUGUUCAUGACGAUUCACCAUUCUUGGGUUUGGGCAAAUACUGCGGAGACUCACCAGUGAUGCCAAAGACCAGCAGCAAUAAAGCCAUCGUGCAAUUUGUAAGGAACCGUGUAUUCCGUCCAUCAAACGAAUUCGUUUUGACGUAUGAACAAGUUGAAUAUGAUUGCGGUGGCUCUAUUACACUUGACUACAGCACCAAUUCAACCAUUAUCAGUACGCCAAAUUAUCCAAACAUUCCAAGUGCUCACAUUGAAUGUGCAUGGCGUAUAACGGCACCGAACGGUGAACUAUUGAAAAUUGAGUUUUUGGAACGAUUUGAUCUAACAUCGACACCCACCUGUUUGAGUGAAUAUGUUGAAGUGCGAGAAGGUAGCACGGCCAGUUCUCCGGUCAUUGGUAAAUAUUGUAGUACGAAACCAUUGCCAAUUUUCUCUUCUUCAAAUAUGGUACGUUUGAAGUAUUUCACGGAUGUUUCGGUACCGAAGAAUGGAUUCAAAGCUAAAGUCUCAUUCGCAAAAUGUGGCAAAUCAAUUGUGGCAAACAGUGGUUAUAUAUCGAGUCCAGGAUUUCCAGGAAGAGGAGCAUAUCCAACGCAAACCACUUGCGAUUACCACAUAACUGGUCGCAUUGGAACCGAUCUGAACAUAACAUUCCUGAGCUUGGAUCUACCGGAGGCUGAUAAUUGCAGUGAAGUUGAUCACAUCGAAAUCUACUCGAUAAUUAGAAAUGCCGGUGGAAAUUCGACCAAUUCCGAAGUGACAAAAGUAUGCGGUAGUAUCAUACCAGACAGUAUUUUGACGUUUAGCACAAGCGCUUUGAUCCGAUUCGUUUCGAAAUCUGGAAAUAGUUUGUACACCGGUUUCCGGUUUAUGUUUCAAUCGACCGUUGACGUGUGUGGUGCACGCAUUGAAGCAUCAACUGGUAUCAUUCAAAGCCCUGGCUAUCCAUUAAGUCCGGACACAACGAAAUAUUGUGAGUGGAUGAUAACUGUACCGAAAGGUCGACGAGUCAGAGUUGAAGUGCUUGAUUUUGAUGUAAAACAAUCACCCGUCACAGUUGUUAACUCAAUUGUUUUCGCUACGAAUGCCGAUCAUCGUGUUUCAUUUUACAAUGAUUUCUUGUUUGCAAGUCAUAUCACAACGUUAAUUGCCAACAAUCAAACCGUACAGCCAACGAUAGUUUAUUCAACUGAUAAUAAGUUGGCCAUCAGUGCAUUAAUUCGACGUUCGAAUUUCGGUCGUCGUGGAUUCAAAAUGCGUUUCACGUCCGAUGAGCCAACGGUGUGUGAGGGCAAUUUGAAUGGAAACGAAGGAACAUUCCAAACACCUGACAAUUUGACACGAUUUUACUGUGAAUUUACACGGGAAUCAGAACGAUCAUUCAUCGAAUCACAACCGAACAACGGAACGCUUGCAAUCAAAAUAUUCGAAGAAUCAUUGUAUACCAACCGCUCGCAAUGUACACCAAAUCUUCCAACUGGUAUUUCGGUCAUUUUCUUCGCAAAUGAGAAACGUACGUUUUACACAAAAUGCCCAUCAAAAUAUGAUAACAUCGCUUCACCGUAUGCAAGCACAAAACUUACGCUACGCAGUACACUCUUCCACAAAUAUCGAUUUCCGUACAAAAUACACAACUGUGGUGGAAUUUUGACGGAAACAAUGACAAAAAUCUCCAUUCCAACGACAAUUUCAUCGAAUUAUGGCGAACUGGACUGUGCUUGGCAGUACAGCACAAACACUGAACGUAACAUACAAAUGAUACUCAAUGCACCGGCAAUGAACUGCGAUACGGAUUACAUAAACAUUUAUCGGGGUAAAGCUUCGAAUCGGCCGAAAGUCAAUCGAAUUUGUGGAGACGCAGUAUCGAAUCAAACGAUAACCAUCAGCGGACAAAGUUUAUUUGUUGAGUAUCAUACGGACACUUACAAUCCAUCCCAAAAAUUUGCUAUUGAUAUUGUGACAUCGGACGGUAUAUGCGGUGGUAUUCUUGAUGCACCCAAUUAUAUGUUUUCGAGUCCGAAAGUGGGUACCAAGUAUCCGCCCAACGCUGAAUGUGAAUGGAUUAUACGUGCUCAAAAUGGUUAUCAUGUUGGUUUGACGUUUACCAAUCGUUUUAUGAUCGAAACCAGUGCCAAUUGUACGAAAGAUUAUGUGAAGGUGUUCAACAAGGCUAAUGGCGAAUUCAAAGAAAUCAAACGAUUGUGUGGACGAGAAACGCCACAAUUUUUAAACUCAACAGGUCGCGAAAUGAAAGUGUUGUUCCGUACGGAUGGUGAUGGUGAUGGCGAUGGUUUUACAGCACAAUGGGCAGAAAAUUGUGGAGGUAUUUUUAAGGCAACAAGUAUACCACAGUUGAUAACAAGUCCACGCUAUCCCGAUCCCUAUCCUAAGAAUGCUUUCUGCAAUUAUUCGAUAACCGCUGAGGAAGGGCAAUCCGUUACAGUGAAAUUCUUAACGUUCGAUUUAGAAGGUACCAACACAAUUUGCCAAUUUGAUAAUGUUACAAUUUACAAACAAUCACCGUACACGUUUUCCAAUAUGAUGGAACAAGUCGGAACAUAUUGCUUGAAUAGUUCGGUGACCACAUUCCGUUACACAUCACGCAUCGAUGUGGUUUUCCGAACCGAUUCAUUCAUUGAGCGCAGCGGUUUUCAAUUUGAGUACAGCACUGAUAAAUGCGGUGGAAAUAUAACCACAUCGACACAGAUUGGAAGCAUAACUGAAAACAAUGACGGAACAUAUUUACCAUUGGCAUCGUGUAUUUGGUUUAUCACCGCACCGAGUGACAAAAAGAUUGUCAUUCGCUUUGAACAAUUUGAUUUGGAGCACAUGAUGGGCUGCUAUUUGGACUAUGUGGAAAUUUUUGAGGGGCAUCGUAUGGUUGAGAAUAAUCGUAGGGCUCGCCUUUGUGGAAAUCUCACCAACCACGCUCCGUCUGUUGCCGUCGAUUCAAACAAAGCCAUCGUUAAGUUUGCCACUGAUGCUACAAUCAAUGAAAAAGGUUUCACAGCGCUAAUUUUGUUCACGAAAAACUGUAAUCAACACAUCAAUUUAACCCAUGCCCAGCCGAGAUAUACUCUGAAUAAACUAACGGAUCAAUACGAGCCGUCGCUCAAUUGUGAAUAUUUCAUAAAUGUACCCAAAGGAUAUGCGGUUAAAGCAACGUUUAAUCAAAUGCAUUUGUUGCCAUGCGAAACCAUUGCUGUUAAUAACUCAUGCACAUGUGAUUAUUUAAAUGUACGCGAUGGUUCUGGCCCAUUCUCGGAAUCAUUUGGCUCAUUUUGCGGUUCCUCGAAUCCACCAGAUAUUCUGUCGACUACUCCAAGUUUGUACAUGCGAUUUGUUACCGAUAACAUUGGUUCGGGCACUGGUUUUAGCGUUGAUCUGCAAAUGAUAGAAUCACCAUGUGGUCCAAGUACCUACCAUUUGAACGAUUCACUGAGCAGCAUUUCGAUUCAAUCGCCAAUGAUGAAUAGGCACUUGUAUUUGCCAAAUAUGAAUUGCAUUUGGCAAAUUACCGCUGAGCAAGAUAAAUUGAUUGAAGUUCAUUUUGAACAAUUCGAUUUAGAGUCGGACGAUCAAAACAAAUGCACAAAUGAUUUCUUGGAAAUUACCGAUGAUGAGACGAAACAAUAUGUGCGUGAAGGCGUAGGACAAAAUGUGGUAUUCUCUGGAUCAGCAAAAUCAAGGAAUCAAUAUUUCUACUGGGGUCGACAAUGGCCGACUGCAGCUCAUCGUUACUGUGGAAACAAUACUCCAAUUGAUUACCUCUCAUCACAUCGAACCAUCUAUCUGCACUUUAAAUCGAAUGAAAAGGAUGAAGCAAGCGGUUUUAGGUUCACAGCAAAAAUCUUCUCUGAAUGUGCACGAAAUUACACGCAGCCACAAGGUCGCAUAUUCGGAAAAGCAUUAGCCAACUGUGAAUCGUAUAUUAGCGUUCCGGAAAAUUAUACAAUCAGCUUGUAUUUUGCUUCAUUGGAUUACCGUUUAAAUGAUGCAUGCACCGAAAAUAAUACACCGUUGAAAAUAUAUAACGGCAAAAAUAAUGAGCUGCUUGAGUCGUAUUGCGGUGAAAGUAUACCAAAGCCUCUCUUCACGAAAACCAAUUUAUUGAAGCUAAAAUUCAAAAAUACCUCGCUCGCCUACAUUCCGAAUGAUAUGUAUGACAUUACCUAUUUGGCAACGGAUAAAGGUCCAGGAUGUGGCGGUGAGCUAUACAACUACGGUGGAACAUUCUCCAGUCCUGGCUACCCCAAUACAGAUCGAAAUAACUCGGAUUGCACAUGGAUAAUAAAUGUUCCAAUGAAUUUACUCGUUGCCGUACAAUUUCCAGAGUUUGAUAUGGGACCGAGAACAACAUGUGAACUGAACUAUGUGGAACUUAUUGAGAGCGAUGAUAGUGUAGCACCGACCAAGUUUUGCGGAACCGACAGUCCAGCACCAUACAAAGCCAAAUCCAGUCAGUUGAAGGUACACUUCAAAAGCAGUAUGAAUUUUGCGGGCACCGGUUGGGUUAUCAAUUUUAUGGCAGUGCAUGAGACUUCGAUUGUGAAUAAAUUCUAGAACAUUUGUCAUCAGAAAAUUAACUAUGACUGUAAAUGGGAACAUAUACAUUUGGAAAUUAAUAAUAAAGCAACAAAUGUUUAACUA